Messenger RNA from Podospora pseudopauciseta, 3512 nucleotides. RefSeq lists its product as uncharacterized. NCBI's taxonomy places the organism in Eukaryota, Fungi, Ascomycota, Sordariomycetes, Sordariales, Podosporaceae. The coding region runs from base 2181 to 2954 and encodes 257 amino acids. The record is from RefSeq and is a predicted model, not a curated record. The transcript has 7 exons. Gene Ontology annotation, molecular function: acyltransferase activity, transferring groups other than amino-acyl groups.
CGGGAGCUGGCGAUCGGCAAUUAGGACUGCCGACGCUUGUUGAUCGGGGGCCUCCAGUGCCGUGGGUGCGCAUUCUCAGCGUGGCGAUGUUCAGUACAGAAUCCUAUCAAAACAGUUAGCAACCAUCCCAAGUUCCUGAAAUAGUGACGGACUCAAACCGACACAUACACUUGGCGAACCUCCAUUGUCCUCAGUCAAUCAUAAUGCCAUUUAGCUGAACAGGUCCCAGAAUCUUGGUAGGAUUAGCAACAGGCCACUAUCUGGAAUGCUUGGAUCUCAUCUCACCUUGGACUUUUGUUGGGAAUGUACACCCUGUGAUCCGAGACACAUCAGCUAUUGAUCGGUUCCAGCAGUUAUAUCUCGCCAGAAUCCCGCUGGUCCUUCCUGCACUGAACAAUUGCCAUCGAGCAAACUAAUAAUAUGCAAGAGGCGACAGGUGUGAUGUGUUGGGCUCGGCAUGCACCAAAGGCAGAUUCAAUAACGGGAAUAAGACCUCCAAGAAACUCCAGCUUGAAGUUGGUGGUGAUUUGGUGAGGGUGGUUGGGCAGGUAUGAGGUGAGUCUUUGAGAUCACGGAGCAGUUGGUCGAGAAGCACACUUAACCGUCUGGACGGCCAUCCUCGAGCGAGGAUAAGGCAGAGGAGUUAUGAGAUCCUGGGUCAGCACCCACGGGAGCCUCCAGGCACCCCACGCAUCCAGAUUUCCCAAAGUCGAAACGGUAUGGCUGGCCGAGAAUCACGAGUUCGGCACAUGACUUUUGGCUCUUCAGGGUCUAUUCUGCCUUGCCGUCAGCACUGGUGCCUCAACAUACACCUUCAUACCUAGCAUAAGGUACGAUCAAAGUGGAGAUGUCAUCCAACCCAGCCAAGUCCCCUCUUUGAAUCCAAAGACGGAGGUUACCAGUGAGCUGGCUGUUGCCACCAAUAUGGGACGAUAAAUCAAACCCUAUGCCAUGGUUCCUGCUAGGGACCUUGAUCGGCCCAUAUAGCCAUCCAAUCAAGGGACGUGGACAAAAGAACCGAUAUCUGAAUAUGGUCACGUUGCGGGAUACACCGAGCAUGAUCUACAAUUCGAUAUCCAUUUGGGCUCCGACCCAUCGGCACGGGUGCCCAUCUUUCACCCUGCGCUUGUCGUUCACGGCUUCCCAAUUCGGGAAUCUACGUCGCUUCAAGAUCCCACGGGAUAACAGAGCAGCGUGUAGAGAAGCUGGAGUGUAGUUUUCACGGGCUACCGAAGAUGACCCAAACACCUCCCAGGGGCGCAUAUACGUCACUCAUGAGAUGCAAUGAGUUUACUUGGUCCCAUGGGGCAGUUGGAACAUGCUCAGAAUAUACCCCUGAGCUUCACCUUAACCCUGAGCCAACAAGCAGAUCGUCCAAAACACCAUGGAGUCAUCGUCGGACGUCAGCAUCUGGUUAAAGAGAGCCUCGCACAUGACAGCCAAUCAUCUCGUGUCGAAAUAAUGCAAGUCCUGACAUCCGAGAUCAAUUGACGUGCAUUGUGCGUGCUGGGAAUGUUCCGAUGUUGUACACCCGAUGGAUUGUUGUCAAGGACCACGACAUCUUGUGUUUCUGCAGUCCGAUGGCCGGAUGGAGAAGCCUGGAAGGAAUGCAAUGGCGAUCAUCAGUAGUCCAGGCCCUGAUAUCCGAUGCGCCCAGGGUUUGAUGGCUUGCAGUCGUUGCAGCCAAUAGACGACAGCCAACCGUCGUGGGGGAAGCAGCGGCGGCGGGACGAAAGAGCUUGACCUACGUCAUAGCAGAUCAGUGCUUAGCCUGCCAAGCCUCGAGUUUCCAAGGCAGGGCAAGUCCCACUCGGUUCACCAGAUGAGGUCACCCAGCCUGCCGAAAUGUGCGAAAUUCGGUCUGAAGAAACCAAAAUCCCAUCUUGUCCCAUCUCUACCCUCAUCCCUUUCUUCCCAUUUGCCUUCAACCCCCCCCCUUCCCCCCCUUUUUGCCUUCCCCCCCCCCAUUGCACAUCACAUCGUCAUUGUCCUACCAAUUCGACACGCUCCAACACUACCUUACCACAUUACAUACCACAGCCUACAUCUACAUUUACCCAUCAUCUCCCCGUCCUUUUAGGAUACCACUGAUCAUGUUCAUGCCCACAUCACUGCAUGUCUUCACCCCACAGGCGGAGUAGUCCCCACAGUGCGCCAAUCCAUCAUUAUUAACGCCCAACAUGGCUUCCCUCCAGCACAAUCUCCGCCUGGCUACCGAGGCCGAUCUCCCGGCCAUGACAGAAGUCCUCAACGCAGCAUCGCGCCAGGACCCCAUCUACCCCUACCGGUUCCCCGAUCGCCAUCGCUAUCCAUCCGAGUUUGCUCUGCUCUGUCGCCAGAAAUGCACCGAGUACUUAGCAUCCAGUACCGUGGUCGUCUGCGAGAUGCCGAGCGCCACCGAUGCCGGGGCCAUGCGGGUCGUUGCCUUUGCCGUCUGGGAUACGCCGGCUUCGCAACACAGGGUCCAGGCCCACACCGGGAGCUUGGAGCCGCUCCCCUCCCAACAACCAUCCUCCCUCGGCGUUCCCAUCACCAUCGGCCACAAGGACAGAAUGGACGCUUUUAAAUCCGCCUGCGUUCGAUACAAGGCGACCUUCUUCGAUGCGAAAUAUAAAAGAGGACAUGUCAUGCUCAGGAUCCUGCUUUGCCACCCCGACUACCAACGUCGGGGGGCAGGCAAGGCCUUGACAGAGUGGGGGAUUCAGGAGGCACAGAGGUUGGGAUUAUACACCACUGUGUUUGCGAGCCCCAUGGGACUUCGUUUGUACACCAAACUAGGCUUCACCGAGAUCGGACGAUUCAGAGUCGAGGUGGAAGGUGACGAGGAACAUUUAGAGAUCCCUGCGCUGGUCUUGAGCCCGUCAGCCGGGAUAUGGGAGAGUGGGAGAAAAGCGACUUGUGGGAUGGUUACGGGGGCGGGUUACAAUGGUGUUUCGUCGACUGUUUGCGCGUGAUUGCCGAGUAGUGUCUUGAUGGUGGGUGAUUCCUUUUUGUCAGAGCAAGCGAGGCAUAUUUGGCGACAUUUACACGGCGUGACACGGUUUCGAGUUGGAUCUCGUUUUGUUCUUUUGUUGAAGAUCAUCUUGGGGGUUAUAUAUUCUUAUAUGGCUGGCAGGCUGGCAAAAACAUUACGCAUUGCGUGUUGGUUGCAUGAAGAGGGGUGCGGCGGUUCGUUUGGUGAACCUCUACACUUGGUGUAUCAUGACUAUUGGGCAUUUCUUUUCAUUAUCGGAGCGGGCGGACUCGUCUUACGCAUGCAGUUGUACAAAGCAUUGCCGUCGCCAUCCUUUUCCUACCAUCCUGGAGGGAAGACUUGUUGUACUAUUAGGGGUUGUGGAGAUAUGUGUUACAGAUAUGAGAUCAUUGCUUACAUAGGUAUCUUAUGCAUGAAGAAUGGAAAUAGAUGGAGGCUCAAGUGUGGUGAGAACGAUAUGUAUUUACUCUGUGGACAGGAACUUAGAGACUGCGAUGAAAUGAUAAGGCCUUACAAAACAGCCAAUCCACGUUACGAA